Molecule: messenger RNA, 28556 nt
Organism: Pelobates cultripes (western spadefoot toad)
Lineage: Eukaryota; Metazoa; Chordata; Amphibia; Anura; Pelobatidae
Source: the annotation of a GenBank genome assembly
AUGAAGGAAGUGGUUGAAGAGGAAACACCCUCCAGCCGAUACUUCUCUGAAGAAGGAAAAGAAGCACCUUUCAUAUGUAUGAAGCUAUCAAAGAUCUAAUUUUUAGAGGAAUGAACUAAAACCGCUAAAACACUCUACACACAAGGAAAGAGUUUCAGGCUGUAUCUCUUGCACCUAAGGUUUAUGCAUCUAAUGCAAGUACCCUAAAAUGAUUUUAAGUAAAGCAUGCAGUGUCUCAAAAAAGAAAGGAAGUUUCAACCGUGUUAGACACAGUCAGUGAGGUAUAACUGAUAUCCCUUUAGGCACCAUGAGCAAGAGGUCCACGUCUGGAUGCACUACAAUAUUAAUGUACAUCUAAAAAAUAAUAGAAGCUAUUUUUUUAAUUAAGGCACCUCAGGGCAUUGGUAUCCAACCUGUGAAUCCAAAAAAAAGCCUCACAGCAAAGCAAUUCAAGGGUACAAUUCCCACCCUGAGGUGAUAAUGAUGUGGUCUAUACCCAUAAAUCUCAAUGGGAAAGUUUGAGACAUGCCUCCCAAAAAUGCCAAGCAGCUGGUUUUUCAGAAUAGCCAUCCUUGUAGCCUAACUGGAUUAACAAACAAAAUCCCCUCAUCUGCUCAAGUAAUUAAUUUACAGUUUUGCCCAUGUAGUCCAAACCACAAUGAUUCAAUAGACCUUUUACUAAGUGAACAAUUACGUCCAGGGGUUGAUAGAUGCCUGGGGAGUCAUUAACAGAUUUAGGUUGAAAACAUAAUAAUAGAUAGGUAUACAUGAGAAAAUAUUUAAAUACAAAUUCAAAUUCCACUUGUAAGCCAUUAUAGGUGGUAAUCUGAACUGGACUGGUAAUGCUUAGCCCUUGGACCAUGUAAUCGUCCAAUUCAAAGUUGAUAGUAAGUAUGGUAUUUUUAUACAAAUAUAAAUUUGUCUGAUGUUACACCAAGUGUGAAAUAAUCUAUUCCAGUCCUAUGACAAGGCUCUAUCAAGGGUAUAUUUCCUGUAACAGAAAGCUGUUAUACAUGGCAUUGAUCUCUGUGAAACAUCUGUCAUGUUCCGAAUAGUUAUGGAUAAUCCAUAAAUAUUGCAAAAUAAGUAGAACAUUUUUUAAAGAAAUUGGUUGGAAAUUGUCAGCCAUCAGAAGUGUCCUUCCUAUACAAUGUAUAUCCAAGAUGGUCAGCAUUAAUGAAGAUCUGCAAAUCCAGAAAUGUAUCAAUCUUUGGUGCUAGAUUUAAUAAUUGAGCACAUAGGUCAUAUCAUGCUAUUGAUUUCCUCACAAAAAUCCUGCAGAGCCUCAAUAGAAUCUGUUCAUAGGAUAAACACAUCAAUAAAGAAUCUGUCCAUAUUUGUUCAGAAUUUGCUCUUUCUCAUAUGCAAACAUAAAAGCGUUGGCAUUUAUAGGGGGUCAUUGCGGCCUCCAUCAAGAGACCAGCUCUUUGCAGAUGCUAGUUGUUCUCAAACUGAAAAUAAUGGAGGGAUUAUCAGAAAUAUAUGGGAGGGCCAGGAGUAUUCUAAAUGAUUAGACCAGAUAGAGUUUUGUGCACAAUAGAUUGUUAAAGCAUGGUCCAAACUACUGCUGGUGGAAAAAUCUCUAGCAUCACUGUAAAGAUGUAGGAAACAAGAUCCCAGCAUUUCUACAAUGCUGAUAAGUGAAUCUCAGGCAUGUCCUGGUGGAUGAUCAGCUAACUGUCAGUCCUCUGACAUAAGUUUCACCUUUCGGCUCAUCAGAUGGGAGAUUGGAUUGUCUAUUACUAUUGUUAUUUUUUACACAUGCCAAUUUACCUGGGUAUACACGGUUAGGGAUCAUAUGUUUAUGGUUUUGACAUUAAGAAUUUAUCUAUUAUACUUUUACCCCUCUAAAACAGGCUUGGGCACUAAUAAGUAGACACUUCACAGUUGCUUACACAUUUUUACCUUUUUUUUCUUUGGUAUUUACAGUGGGUAUAUUGUAUCUUUUUAAAUUUAUAAUUUAUUAAAAGUUAAAUUUUAUUUAUCAGCCAUAGUUUGGACCAUGCUUUAACAAUCUGUUGUCCACAAAACUCUAUCCAGUCUACCAAUUUAGUAUACUCCCAUAUUUUUCUGACUAUUCUAUUUAUAGACAUUAAACCUACCUCUUUUUUCUGGCUCAAUGUUUUUGUUUUUUUUCCCACAAACUUCACUGAGGGAACAAGAACUAUUUUAUCUCCAAAGCUCCUUGACAAUGGGGUAUGACAGUAUGCAAACUUUUACCCUUUGUAUUUAUCAAUUCAAUAACACGAGGUGUAUCCUUAAUACAUGUAUUCAGCAAUACAACAGGAGACUUAAGGGCAGAUUUGAGCCAUUUAGUUAUUGGUUACAGUUAUCCACCCCACGCAGACACAAGUCUUCUGGUGUUUAGAUAAAGUAUAGAGAAUAGGACAAAUGUGAUACCUUUCCAAUAGAUAACCAGUCAAGUUUCUCAAGAUUGUGCCAUUUGUCACAGCAGAGUCAAGUAUGUCAGACAUUACCUAAAUAAAAUCAUGUGUAGGGUCAUGAUUCAAUAAUCUGUAAUUAAAUUCAUCUUAAAGUUGUUCCAAAAUAUUCCUGUGUUAAUCAAAAAAAUUAAACUCUAUUAUGGCACCCCCUUGUCAGCAGGUCUAAUACAGAUGGGUGAAUCAGAAGCCAUUUAGUUUAAGGCUUAACAUUAUAUCUUAGAGAUAUUAGAGUGGACUUUCACCUUAGAUGUGUUAAUUUGUUUUCAAAGUUAGUUUUCAAAGUAUAAUUUAAAAAAAGCCUUUUUUCAACUUUAACAUUUGAGAGUGAGAGGUUUCAAAACUAGAGUCCUUAAAGAUAAUCCCAGUCCUAAAUGAGUCAGGUUCUGUAAUACGGACAAAAGAUAAACACUUAGUCAAUAUCAAAAUAUCAUUAUCACUUAAAGAGUGAGAAGAUAAAUUAACAACAUGUCUACCUGUGUCUGGAUGGAAAUCCUCUGCCAGUAGUAUAAGUACCCCUUCUGACCCCUACAGGGUUGUUGCUUGGACAUUUGCAGCCUACUUUUUUUCUGAUUUUUAAAAAUGAAGGCUCUGGUGGAAGCUGGGUGAAUCCUACAAAAACUUGAUGAAGAGGGAGAAUCCACAGUAGGCAUAGACAUUGCUUGGCUUCUUAUCUCAUUAUGAGAGGCUGAUUCCCUAGAGAAGACAUUAAUAGUAGGACCUGCUUUCUUUUUAAUUCUGGGAUGUUAAUGUGUCCUAGACUUAAGUACCCCUAAUAGCCAUGUAUACACAUGGUGUUAAGCACAGUACUCUUCAACUCAAUUACAUUUCUGGUAUUUAAAGCAUAUGAAGUCUCUCUUGUGUAACUUUUGAUGUCUUUGCUUACAUUUAAGAUUACAUCAGUGUCCUCUGACGAUGUGAGCUUCUAGGCAUGUGCAUUCUCAGAUUAAAAUUUCAACAAUUUAAGUUCACAAUUAACCUCUUCGAUGAUAAGUAACAUUAAAUCAAAUUACAAUUUAUUUUGUAUGGUUUACCAUCUGCGGCAGACCUCCAGAUUAUUGCGGCCAAAAGUAGGAAUAUUAUAUAUCCUAAUGACACUGGGAAUUUGUUUAAGCUGAAGAUAAUCAGACAAGUAUAUACUGUGUAAUUCCAGAUGAGUCUCCUUCUUUAAUCAUUGUAAUUAAUUGUAUUAAUACUUGGUGCGUUCAGUCAAUGCAGUGGUGUAACUAGAAACCACGGGGCCCCGGUGCGAAAAAUGGCCCAUACAUCUACCUCCUACCCCACACGUCCCCAACACAUGCAGACAAACAGAUACACAUGCAGACACAUACAUACAGAGACCCAUUCAUACAGACAUACAUACAGACACAUGUAGAGACACACAUACAUUCAUAUACACACACUCAGACAUAUACACACAUACACUCACAGACACACACACUCACAGACACACACACACACACUCACAGACAUUCACUGAGACACACAUACACUUACAGACACACACACUCACAGACACAUAUACACUUACAGACACACACACAUACACUCAGACACACACACUCACAGAUAAACACACACUCAGACAAACAAACACUUACAGACACAUACACAUUCAGACACACAUAUACACUUCCAUACACACACAUUAUUACAAUUAAAUGUCUACCCAGCCUCAAUACCUGGAGAGCAGGCGUGGAUCUGACAGGAACUCUGCCGACCACCACAUUGAAGCCCCACUGGACCCCAGUGCGGUGGUCGGCAGAGUUCCUGUCAGACGUGGCGAGGGAGCUGUGUUUUCUCUGCUCUGCUCCCUCGCGGGCUGUCUAUUGAUGCUGGGAGUUGGAAUAUGACAUCAUAUUCCGUCUUCCAGCAUCAGCAAAUGGUGUGCGAGGGAGUAGAGCAGAGAGAACACAACUCCCUCACCACGUCUGACAGGAACUGUGCCACCCGCCGGGAGGGGGGGUCCAUUAGGUGGCAAGCGGGCCACCUCUUGGGCCCCCCUAUGACAGUGGGAACACGAAGGGGGCGGCAUCUAGGUGGCCCACAGUCACAGGGGUCGUGGCUGUGGCCUGGCCCCCUGCAGUGAGGGACCCGGUCGCAGCUGCGACCAUGGUAGGUAUGUUACUGAAUCAAUGGUAAGUCAACAUCCAAAUGUUUCCAGAAUAUUCAGGAAAGCUGCUCUUCCAUAUAUUUAAAUACCUUAGCCUGUUCCAAGAAAAUGCAUGCUUUGAUUUAAAAAUCCUCCAUAUUGUCAGAAAAAAAUAAAUAAACAUAUAGUCCAUUUAAAUUACGAUUUGGUACUAUAGUAAGACUGCUCCCAAACAGUCAAUAACAAAUGAGUGUCCCAGAACCAUGUAAAGAGAAUUUCAAAUAAUCCUAAUGCCCCAGUGGUGUCUCUAUGGUAGUAUAAUUUCCAAAGAAGGAGAGCAGUCAGUGGUCUUGUAUCCAAUCAUGCACUUUAACUUUAUUAAAGAACCAGCAGUGUUUUGGUACUCAACCAUGAAAACAACACACACAACAAGCAAACCACUAUAAAUAGGAGGAGUACAUUCUUUAGAAUGCAUACUACAUUGGAGUAAACACCAGGACAUUAGGAAUAUUUGAAAUUCCGAGUGCACGGCUCAGGGACUAUAUAGCGUAUAUUAUGCAUUGGAAUUUUAUAUGCAAGCUUUGCAGGUGCAACAUCUAUAGUCCUUUAAUGACAACUGGGCAUGACAUCAUGUUAUUACUUUUACAUAAUUGUGCAGAUCAUUUGAUUGGUAGUAACCUGGCAAAUACUACUGAAAUCCAUACAAAACAUGACAUUACCUACUGAGCCAUUUGACAGUCACCAAACUAAUUUGCAGAUUUUGAAGCAUUCCCAGAGAACUAAUACACCAAGUGAUCAUCUGACAUAUAAAAAAACUGUAACUUUGGCUUACUAUAACACAUAUAAAUUUAGAUCAUAUUUUAAACCAUUGUUGUUUUCCGCUGUUAAAACAACUAAGUGCAGAUAGCAUUUGUUAUUUUUUUCUUAACUGAUUUAUGCAGGAGAUUGCUGUCAAUGUUCCAGAUUAAAUUUCUCUUUUUCCCGAUGACUGCUUUUUAUUGAAAGAAAACCAAAUUGCAUUGUAGAUCCAAAGGCAAAUGCAUUUCAUUUGUGCACUAUAUGAUUAUAUUUGCUUCCUGUAACUGAUGCAGAACAGAAAGCCAGUUGUUGAAUGCAGCAAAUGCCCACAAAGAAGAAAUUCUAGCCAAGCUUGGCAACCUCACUGAAAUGAAUAAUGACUCAAAUGGAGCUGCGGGACUUUGCUGGAAGGUGAGAUUGUACAUGAACAUUCUGUUGGUGAUACUAAAUGAUCUGAUCAUAUAUAUCGAUUCUCACUACUGUAGAAUUUUACUUUGUUGUUUUAUAAAGGUGCAGUUUAAAACGUAGAUUUUUCUGCUUUUGAAAACUGACAUUAAUAGGAAGACCUAAGUAGGAUGUCUGAUGAUAUUAAAUGUGAAUCAUUUAGGCAUGUUUACAUUUUUUUUAAAAACCAUUUAACAAGGCUGGCCAAGGAAUUUCCAUGAGCUGGACAUGUGGCAGAUGUGUCACCAUGCAAAUGAAACAGAGAUGGUAUUUCAUGAAUCUCCUAUAUUGUUUUUUUGUGUUUUUUUUCUACUCAUCUGACACUCUCUUUGAGAUAGGUUGUAAAUGUAAGAAAGAUCGUGGUAUAAUUCCUCAGACUGGCGUUUCUGCCCCCCAGUCACUAUUCGAUUAUCUUCUAAAUUGCUGUGUUUCAUAGAGAUAAAGAUUUUUUAUGGCUUUCUCACUUGAAGCAUCCAGGAAAACCAGAAAAAGGAUAACUAACUGGGCAUACACUGUAAUUUUACCGGGAUAUUACAAAAUCUUUGUUUGUGUGACAUUUCCAGAAUUACUAUUGCUAUGGAAUCUCAAAUCAAAAAUGUCACAUUUGGCAUGCUGUGCUCUGGAAAUAUAUAUCAAUAUAAAAUUCAUAAAGGCUUUAUAAUUUAGAAUGUUCUUAAUAAUCAAGGCAGCUUGCAUCAAUAAUCCUGCCUUCGGGUUUCAAAUGCUAAAUUUUGUUCAUUUAUGUGAUGAUAUUGUGAGGGUUUUUUUUAAGUCUCAGGAUCAAAAUAUAAAAUAUAAUCUUUAUCAUUUUUAUGGCUUUACGUCUAAAGGGAAAAUAAUUGUAAUUUCACCUAGUCAUAAUAAUCAUCAUGAUUUGUGAUUAAAGGAUAUUUAGCAUUUUAAACACAUUUCUAAUAAUUUGAUGUGGUUCCAGGAAUGCUCUUUAUGUAGGAUAAUGUGUUCUCUUUUAUAUUAAAUCCAAGGUAGGAUUGAAUUUUAAAUUUCUUUAAAGUGUUUCCAUAGUUUCAUAGUUUGCAAUCAACAGUAUACUACUUUUUUUAACACAAUUCUAAUUGCAGUGCUAUUUGCCAAGAAUGAAUUUAAUCCUAAGGAUUAUAAAGCCCAUUUAAUGUUGUAAGGUUGAAUAAAAUAUGUUGAACUAUGCACCACAAUACACUUACUACCUUUACAUUAUAUUAGGGCUGUGAUAUGUUGUAUAAUAUUGAGGUGGACUUACCAUCACCUUUUAAUGAAUGGUGUACAUUAAUGCAUUAAAAUAAUCAAUUUUAAUACAGUGUUUAUCUCUUAACUCCCAUUUAUAAAUAUAAACACAUUGGCUAAAGAAAUGUGCCUUAACCUAGUAUAUAAAUGUUUCUCAGCAUAUUCUACCGUUUAACUACAUUAUUUGAUAUAUGUCUAAUAAACAAGAAUUGAUAAAGAUGCUGCUUUCUCAUUAAAUAUUGUGUUAUUUAUGCAUACUGAUAUGAAUAAAACAUUUACACUUCCAGAACAUAAAAAAUGGAUUAUGGUCAUUUAGUUGCAAAUAGCUUCACGAUAAAAGGGUUAAUUUCAGUUUUCCUAAACGAGUUAAAUCAAUUCAAUUGAACUUUCAAGUGAAUGUGGAAACCAUAAUAGUACUCCAGGUUUCUCUGUAGCCUAGCUAGCAUGAUACACUCGAUAUGGUGCACAUGGGUGUACAAUGUUUUUUUGGCAAAGUACUUUCACAUUUACCCUUUUUUCCUUUAAUCCUGUUAAAUACUUACACUGAACAAAAAUAUAAACUUUUGCUUUUGCCCCCUUUUUUCAUGAGCUAAACUCAAAUAUCUAAGACUUUUUCUAUGUACACAAAAGGCCUAUCUCUCUCAAAUAUUGUUCACAAAUCUGUCUAAAUCUGUGUUAGUGAGCCCUUCACCUUUGCCGAGACAAUCCAUCCACCUUACAGGUGUGGCAUAUCAAGAUGCUGAUUAGACAGCAUGAUUAUUGCACAGGUGCAAUGCUUUCCCAUAGGAAUGCUCAGUGUCUCCAUACCGAGCAUGGAGAUGCUGAACGUCAGUGCUGCACAUAGUGAUAGGAAGCACCUCUAGUGGCUGUCUAAGUGACUGUAGGUGUUACUAGGCAGCAAUGUAAACACUACCCUUUCUCUAAAAAGGCAGUGUUUACGGUUAAAAGCCUGUAGGAAUAGACUAUAAACACCAGAAAGUCUACAUUAAGCUGUAGAGGUUCUGGUGACUAUAGUGACUAUAGUGUCCCUUUAUAUGACAUAUGACAUGGGGUUUUGACUUAUAAAACUUUGACCCACAUACAGAUAAAUAUUACCUAAAUGCAGAUUUGUGAAAUAACCUCCAUAUAUUGUCCUGACCAGCCUAGCGAAAAGAGCAUUCUUAAAAAGAGAGAAACCUUUUAAAAUACUAGAAAAACAUAUGUACACCAAAAUAGUUCCUUCAAGCACAACAACUGUAUUAAAAGUGUCACUAAGUUAAAUUACUGGAAAAAAAUAAAUACUAAUAUGAUUAGCUGUAUAAAGAGCCUCCUAUAACCUCAUCUAUUAAUCAGGAGAAAAUCUCAUCAUUCCUUCUACACCCUAUAUGAGCUGGGAUUUGACAUAACCACUAAAAAUAUAGGUCAGCCUUACAAAUAUAAUACUAGAAAAUAGCCUUUCCUAAACUUAAGAUGCCCAGUCUACACAAGUAGACUAAAAUUAAGCAUUCCUUAAUCCUAUGGCUUUUUUAUAAAAUCAAAAUUAUAAAAAGUAAGAUAUUUUAUCAUUUGUUUACCCACCGAAAUAGACAUUCCUCAAAGUAAAAUUUAAAAAAAGCCUGUGCUGAUUUGUUCUAGUCUUGUGCAUGUUGAAAAAAAAUUGUUUCGGCUGAACCACUUCGCCUGAAAAUAUAUAUGUUUUCAGGACUGCAAAAUUUCAGUCAUAUGGUGGUUCAGUGCGACUGAGUUUCGUUAACAAAAAAAGAUUCAGGAAGACGAAUUAGAUGACACAAAAUGGAGCGAAAAUGGGCCAAUAAGUGUACUGCAAAAUAUAUACAUAAUAUAAGUAUGAUCGUAUGCUUCUGCCAUUGAUUCACAGAACAAGGUAGAAAAAGUUACCAAUAGAGGGAAAAAGAGGAGUUGCAGUAAAAACAACCUAUAUUUAUAUAUCAUGAAUUUAUAAAUAUAAUAUGGACAGUCAUGGACAGUGAACUGCAGUUCGUAAUAAAACAAAUCUCCAAGUCUAAUCUGGUCUAAUAAUAUAUUUUGAACAUCAGAUUUUGCCUCACUGCCCUCCUGAGGCUCUCAGCUUAACCUUGCUGAGACUGCCUCAUAUUUUAUUAGUUGAGCCAUUUAUAAACUGUUCUGGCCCCAUAAGUUUAUUGAACUACUUCCUUAGUGCAGGUAUUUUUUAAUUCUUUUGUAUCUUUUUGUGUACCACAAUGUAGUUUUUUUUAUUUAUUUGUAGUUUAAUCACAGAUGUCAAGUAUUCAUAGCGGUCGACAGGUGUUUUUCUGCAGGAUUGUAUAUAUUUCCUUACUUUUUCUGCAGAUUUCAUCAUAUAGGUAGCAGUGAUGCAAUUUUGAAAUAAAGCCCGAUACAGCCAACUAAAUCUUUCUAUAAUUCUGGUUUAGAUUCCUCAGUGAUUUUAUGUUCCCCCACUUUAUAUUGUACCUCCUAGUGGUACUUUAUUUGCUUGAAUAUUCUGGCUACUGAGUAUCUUCAAUCUGACAAAUCUUAUUCUUAACUGUACCAGCACAUUUAUAUUAAAUUUUUUUGGAUAUUUACUGCUUACUGACUUAAGCUAUGAUUGUCAUUCUCCACAUUCCAAAUAAAAAAUACAAUAUCUAAUAUUAUAUUCUCGGGUCUAUUAGAGCAUGUAAAAGGAAAUAGUUGAUAUAUUUUCUCACUCGAAGGUUCGCUCAACUUGCCGCUGUUUAAUUCUUCUUCAUCAGUUGCUCACGUUCUUGGCAACCCUAUUUACAAAGAGUAUAAAAUGGUAGAUGUACGGAAGAUCAGAUCUUCUUAAUCUGGAUAAGUUUUCUUGUGCAUCUAAAAUUAUAGACCAAAAACAUCUUUUGUGCUUCUGAAGAUAAGAUGUAUUUUCCAAUCAACCGUUAUCAAUGAUGACUGAUACAAAAUGAAAAUGAAGUUCAACCCAUUAACACUUUUUGCAAGCAUUAAACUUAUAUAUAAGACAAAUAGUUAUUGGCAUUUAUAUAGGGCCAACUUAUUAUACAGAGCAUUACAGUAUUAAGGGGGAAUUUAAUAACAAAUGAGACAAUCUAUUACAAAUGUUGACAGAGCAAUAGCUUGGUGAGGACCCUGCUAAAACAAGCUUACAAUCUACAAUUGCAUGCACAAUUAAAUUCAAUUAAAUUCAAUGAAAACAUCUAAAGGGAUAGUAUUGCUUUUAAAAAGAAUCUAAUUUUUAUGCAGAAUUUUACUCUGGUGGUCCUAUUUGUGAAUUUAUUGGUAGUGAAGUGAUUAAGAGUGUAACACAUGUAGGAUCUAGCAGACGUGCCAAUGUUCUCUUCUACAAGUACUUUUUAGGGUGAUUUUGAAAAUGUCCAUAAUAUUAAUAGCAACGUAAUAUGUUACUGGUUAUCUAAUAAAAGCAUAUGACAUGAUUUAAGCAAUGCUUGCAAGCAGAACACUGCCUCAUUACAAUAGAAAACAAAGUACAUGUGAGGAGCAGAAGUUAAUUGGGCGAUAUACAAACUACAAUAAGACAUAAGUGAAGAUUUUAAAGGCUUAUAAUUUUUUAACAGUCUCAAUCUUCACAUAUAAACAACUAGUGGAGAAGUAUUCAUUACUGGUGUUACAUAUAAAUAUUAUUUUUACAUUAACCUGAUACAUUCAGGUUAAUGUUGCUGCAAUUUUGUUUCCACAUGUAACAUUUGUAUUUUUUAACAAAAAGUUAAUUAUUUAUGUGGUAAUUGUAUGGAAUAAUUAUUUUCAGAAAGAAAAUCAUUUUAUGUUUAUUGUGCUCUGAUUCUAUCUGUUAAAACAAAUGUCGUUUUAAAAACAGAUGCCUUAUACUUACGUUUUAGCUGCUACUAUUUUUCUCACAACAAAAUAAAAUAAAAUUUUUUAACUAAAAUUAAACCUGUCAUUUAUAAGGCUGUCUACCAUUCCAGUUCUUGGAGGUACACAGUUGUUAUUAUUUUACAUUUGUAGCACUCCAUCCCCUUGCCAGGCAAUCCUCCCCUCUGAUGUCCAAAUUUUGGAAUGUUGUCAAGUGUGACAUGUUUGCUCUGGGAAUAGCACCACGAGGGAGAGCAGGAGAUGAAGUGUUCUCUUGCCUGCUCCCACCUAUCACUUGAUUUUCAACAUAGAGUCUUCGCCAAGGACUGAUUGACAAGUGAGGAAAUUAUAGAUAUUAUUUUAAAUAUAAAUGACUUACAAACUAUGAACUUGCAAACAUUUUGAUAUCUCAUUGCACAUGUGCUCUUUCAAUAGAAUGAAAGUGAACAUACUCAUGUCAUGUACACAUUAAAUUAAAAGCAAACCAAGUAAAAUAAUGCAAUUCAAUUUAACACCUUAACACAAAAGCCAUUUUUGCACUUUUUGCUGUUGUGUUCAAAGGCAAUUUGCAUCUCUGUCAAUUAUUGCUCCAACACAUAUUAUAUACCAUUUUUUAGAAAGCAAAAAUGGCUUUAAUUUGAUUACAGAUAUACAUAGAUAAGUUCUCAUUAAUUUAAAAAAAAAAAUGCCAAACAAUGGGAAAAGAAAAACACUUUUUUUUUUUCCCCAUGGUUUUGGCAAUAAUAAUGUUUGAUAAUAUGUCCAACUUACGUAAAGUAAUUCAAAAUAAAUAAAUUUAUGUGUCUUGAUUUAUAGACUACAUAAUAUGUGUAGGAUUUUAGCUUAUUUUGAAAAUUACAGGACACAAAAUACAAGGACUAAAAUAACAUUUUAAUGUGAAACAAUUUUAGAAGUUGGUAUGUUUGUCUUGUAGGUUUAGUAGCCAUCACAGAAAACAAAAUUGCCACAGAAAAGUAUAUAUUUAUAUAAAGUAGAUAUCACCUGAUAUUUACCUAAGGUUAAUUUGACAAUUUUAACUUUUUGGCAUAUACACAUAUAACAAGGUUUUUGUAAUGUGUAUUUCAUAAAGCUGGUGUGUGCUAUUCCUGCCCAUAUUGUGUUCAGUUACAUAUGCUGAGUAUAACAAUACCCAUAUUGUAUGCAUUUGGCACUCUUCUGUGAAUCUACAAUGCCAUAAAAGAGACAAGGCUAUUUCGUUUCUAUAGUUAGAAUUUUCAUAGACGGAUUUGACGAUCCUAUGUCUCAUUUUAGGGUAUUACAGCAGUUUGACUGUUCAAAUAAACCCACAAAGGGCUUUCAUUUGAUAAAGCAGACAUGCCGGGGUAUCUUAUAUGGCAUAUAUUGUGCCUUAACUUGUUACCAUUUUUUCACCAAUUUAUGCCAAUGUUUGUGGUGAGGGGAAAAAAAUUGCAUUUUACCUACAUGUUGCAUUUUUGCUGAGUAUUUCUUACACUUGAUAUGUGCCACUGUCAUAAAAUCCCCCAAAUUAUGCUCAGUUACAUCUUUUGAGUAAAACAAUAUGCCCAAUGUAUGACCUCGACACUAUUUUAUGAAGUUAGAGUGCUGUAAAAGAGAUGUGACAAGUUCAGGUUUUUAAGUGUGAAUUUUCAUGGAGGGUUUUGAUGCGUCUGUGCCCCACUUUGGAGCACUUUAGCAGGCUACAUAUUCCAAAUACACCAUAAAGGCAUACCAUUUUUUAAAGAAGACACUCCAAGGUAAUUCAAAAGGCAUAUUUUGAACCUUAGCAUGGGACCAUUUUGUAGCUAUUUUGCACCAAGUGUAGUGGUAAUAAGCAUUUUUCCGCAUUUUUGACCCACACAGUGAGCUACUACUGUACAUUGUGCAAAUCUUAUGUGUGGUACGGCUGUAUAAUACUUCAUAUGUUGCUCAGCUAUGUAAUCUAAAUACAGCAAUACCCCUGUAUGUACCUUUUCAAACUUUGAAUUUUUACGCUGUGUCCAUGUCCCAUUUUGGAAUAUUUUAGCAGGCUAUAUAAUCCAACUACAGCAUUAAGGCAUACCAUUUCUUAAAGAAGACAUCCCAGUAUUUCAAAAGGCAUAUUUUGAACCUUAGCAUGGGAUCAUUAUUCCACUAGCUUGUACCAAGUAAGAAGCAUUUUUUUGCAUUUUUGACACACAAAGUGAGUUUGCGCAGUAUAUUUUGCAAACCUUAUGUGUGCUACAGCUGUAUAAUACGUUAUAUGUUGCUCAGCUAUGUCGUCUGAGUACAACAAUACCCCUGUAUGUACCUUUGCCAGGUAUAUGUGGAUGGUGAAAGGGCACAUUUGAGACGCAGCCAUUCAGUUUUUUUAUAACUUUGAAGUUUUACACUGUGUCCAUGUUCCAUUUUGGAGUCAUUUAGCUGGUUUGUUAUUCAAAACUACUCCACAAACGCGUGCCAUUUUUUAAAGAAUACACCCUGGGGUAUUUCAAAAGGCAUAUUUUGAACCUUAGCAUGGGAUCAUUUUUCCGCUACUUUGUUCCAGCUGUAGUGGUAAUGAGCAUUUUUAAAUGUAUUUUUUUUACUCUUUUAAACUUUAUUUUACUUUUUAAAAUUUGUUUUUAAACUUUAUUUUUUAGAAACUUUUUUUUUCCGUUAACCUCUAACUAGCACUAAGCAGCACUAACAGUAAAUUCCUCAAUUUUCCAUAACUCCCACCCACCCCAGCUAGCAAACUAUAUAAUUCGAAAAUAAAAUAAAUAAAAGUUAACCAUCAGGGGUUAAAAAAAAAUCUUUUUUUUAAAUGUUAUUAAAAUGUUGGGAUUUUUUUUAAAUGUUAUUAAAACUUUUUUCAAACUUUUUUAAAACUUUUAAAGCUUUUAUUUAAAAAAACUUUUUUAAUGUUAACCCCUAGCUAACCUAACACCAAAUUCCCCAAUUACCCACUAACUUCAACCCACUCAGCUAGCUAAAUAUAUAAUUUUAAAAUAUUGAAAUUAAUUAAUAAAAAAAAAUGUAAUCCCUGAGGGUAAAAAAAUAAAAUAAAAAAAUAACCCUCAUGGGUUAAAAAAAAUCAGAUGACAGUAAAAUGUAGUCCCUGCCAAUUUAUCACUGUAGUCAGCGAUCAAUUGGCAUGGAAGGGGUUAAAAUUAUUAAAGCAGGGGAAAGAGGGGGUGGGAGCAGACCGUGGAAGCACAGGGAGAUGGACCAGGAGUCCCUGCAGCACAUGUGCUCACUCUGACAGGUUAUCAGUGCAAUCACAGCUACAGGGACAGUGCGAUCGGGUGCUGCAGGGAGACAGAUCAGUGCUGAUCCUCUUCACCCUGUAAAAAAAAUAAAGUUAAAGUUAAAUCACACCUUCUCUUUCCCCUGCUUUAAUAAAAUUAACCCCUUCCAUGCCAACUGAUCACUAACUACAGGGAGCGGCGAUCUGGGGUUAACUUUAGUAAAUGACGGAAAUUUUCCAUCAAGGGUCCUUAACGCAAGAACAAGUUUGACAAACAAAUUUCAUGUUUGGUCAGGAAGGGGUUAAUAUAUAUAUUUUUUAAUUUACUUUUUACAUUUUUUAUUGCUAUUUAGGGUGGUACAGUGGUAAUUGCAAUACAGUUUAGAAGUGUACAACAAGCAUUAAGGUUAUAUCACAAAGAGCAUGUACAGUAAUCACUGUGGCAUAAGUUGCAGCAAACGGCAUUGCAUUCCUGUCUUCUGUUUUUAUAUAUUAAUGUGUAUUGUACCCAGUUGACAGGUACAGGUCGUCAUACUUCGCCAUCAACAUAAAGAACAGGGACACCAUAGUCCGGCAGAAUUACAGUACAUGUAUGUUGGUAAUACUGUCCGGAGGAGAAGUAUUUUAGUUGACAUAAGGUUCGGUUUAGUGCAAGUUGGUGUAUGCUGGAAGAUAUAGGUAUCAGCGAUUAUUGCAUGUUAUUGCAUGUUAGUGGGUAAUUGCAUGUUAGUGGAUAAGGUGGUGUAAGAAGGGGUGCACAAGAAACAUAUGUGUGAAUUUAUCAUUUAUCGUUAUAGAUUGGAUGGUCGGCUAAACCUCAGCCAUUUCAGAUACUAUUUAAAUGUCUGCGUGGUGUGAAAGAUAAGAUACCCAAGGGCCACUAUGUUCUGAAAACGUCUUUGCUUAGUCGUCUUGGAGGUCAUGCUCUUCAUUGGUCCAAAGUACAGAAUCAACAAUGGUCUGAAACAACUCUGCCAGUAUAUCAUAAUGGGAGAUUCUAUGAUGUGGAAAUCACCGUAAAUCAGAGCGUGCAUACAGUAAGUGAUUAUCUGUGUGCAAAAUAGAUCACAUUAAUUUAUUUAGUUGAUGAUUAAUGAUGCAAUUGUUACUAGGUUACUGAUUUUUUUUUCCUGGUGCUGUUAGACAAAAUACAAACGUGAAUCCUACCUACUACCUUAAUCAAGUAGAAAAAUAAAGAAAUUAAACAUUUUGAAAUUUUGGAACGGUAAAGGUUUCUGCACAUGGAGAUGGCAUGGAAAAAAGUGGGUGGAGUUUAAAUAUGAUGUUUGUCUUCAAUAAAAAUGUGGGCUUGGUUCUCUUAGAAGAGUAGGGUUUUACUUUACUUCCUGAAUGUAAAAUUUCCCACUGAUGUCAAUGGAGAAAAUACUAUUUUUUUUAUGAGAUAAACUCUUCCUUGCGGGUAAAGUGUCCUAUAUCCAUGCCACAAUAUAUCCACAUGGCUACAUGGCAGUCACAAAUAUGAACAUUAGUCUUUUACCCAGUUGAACAAGUUCUCUUGUUUUGUAUGGAUUAUGCUAAUAACUGAAGAGUCCAUCACUGAUAUCUACACUCUAGAUCCAAUUUAAAAAAAUACCUUCUGAUUUCAGGAUUCAUAACCUUUAUUUGUAGUGACCUAAUUCAUGCAUAUGGCUUGCUAACCAGUUUUUCAGUUAUGCAAUUAUACCAGAAACCCUCUUAUAUGGUUUUCAAAGGAUAAUAUUUUGGGAUCCAUAAUAUAAUACAUGAUAUAUUUUUUGAUAUUUGAAUAUUUUGAAAUAAUUAUUUCAAAUGUAUAAUUAUUAAUAACAAAUUUCAUUGUUGUGGAUAAGCAUUUCAAAUUAUGUAAUAUAUUUGGUUAAUAUAUUUGGCUACUCUUUUAUAAUUAUUUAAUAUUUUGAUAAAUAGUUUUGAUAUAUUUUUUAUAAAUUAUAUAUUUUUUAUAUUUUAAUGUAUUUUUUAACUGCAUAAAGAAAUAUUAAAUCAUUUGAAAAGCUUAUCCAAAAAUAUUAAAUUUGAGAAAAUAUGUAAAUAUGUGCUUAUUCCAACAAGUGGGCACGUAAUGAAAUAGCCAGACAAAUCAAUUUUGAGUCUCAACCCAAGGGUUUAAAGUAUUUUUUUUAAUAAAGUGUAUGAUUAAUUCAGGAUUUAUCAAAAUUGUGCAGUGUCCAUUCGAUACAUAGUACUUUCAUAGGAGGUAGAAGAUACAAGUAGUAAUAAAUAGUCUUAUAAAAAAUAUUAAUCUAGAUCUUGAUGCCACAGUUAUGUUAAAACUAAUUAGAAAAUUCCCUUUUCUGGGGAAGACAAAUUAGAAGCUUCCCAUUUGUCAACCAAUUCCAUCAAGGACCUAUUCCAGACAGUACCAUUUUAUUAAGACGGUAGUGGUAGGAGUAAUUAUCAGCUUGCUCAUCGUAAGAGAUGGCUUUGAGAGUUCAGUCCCAAUCCUGCUAGACCUCUCUGUUACUUUUUGACAUUGUGAAUAUUGAGAUUUCAAAGGACCAUGGGGAAAUAUGUGGGAUGGAGACCAAUAACAGGUCAUUAUCAAAUUCCACGUCUUAUACUUGAAAACAUAGUUCUUGAUAAUAUUAAUAAUGUAUUUGUGUACUCUCACUUAGACUACCACAAUAAAUUAUAUCUGGUGGCUUUCAGGGAAAGGAAAAAAAUCACAAUGGGGGAGGUUUAUCAUAGUGUUUAAGACAGUUUUGUGCUUUUUUUUGUUGGUUUUUGUUUGGUGCACUUUAUUACAUCUAUUUGGAUUUUACAUGUUACUUUUAUUGUUUUAAAUGGUUUUUAUUGUUUUUGCAGUAAAAUUGCAUGCAUAUUAUGAGGAGCGAGAUUCAGCAUAAUGUUGCCUGCGCAGAAGCUCAGUGUUGUAUAAAAUCAUAGUUGCAUAUGUGCCUGCGCAGAGGCUGAUUACAGUUGUACCACACAAUACAUCGUCGUCUGUACGUUUCAUGCUUAUAAAAUCUGAACCGCUGACCUGCGAUGCAUAUUGUCUAGUGAUGUUAUUCUUAAUAUCAUGCAGUGUAAAAUACAGUACAGGUAUCUGGCAUGUUAACGUAGGAAGCACUUGAUCGCCUUCGCUGAAGUUUGUGCAUUCCCUCAUAUGUGAUGGGUGCAGUGUGGUAACCGUGCAGAUGUGUGUUGCUGGCUGAAAUGCUAAAUGUCGGGGAAAACUAAAGCGCGGUUCUGGAUAAUUGCGCCUAUGCAUCAAUUUUUUCCUUCGCUUAAGUUGUGCUUAUCUGGGCAUAUGAGCCAGUGGUUUUAAGCAGUGUAGCACUGUCAUGUAGCCUUGUGUCUGAUGUGUCACGUCACUUGUCUGUAAACUUUAGCUCUUAAGGGUAUCAUAGCUUUUCAUAUGUGUCGCUGUGGCUAUGUGUGGAUAUGCACUGUAAGCGUCUUCCCUGACUGUGGGAGAGUUAACGUAUAUUCUGUAGAACUCAGUGAACAUAUUCCUUUCUAAGUUAAAAUGUAGGCAUGUUAACAUACAAUAUAUGUUGCACCCAUCUGGCUAUCAAGUCAGCAGUAAUACAUGGCAUUAUGCUUUUGCCCUAGUGAGCGCUGUAACGUAAAUGGCAUGUUCAUUUUUUUUUUCCGAACUAUGUAUGUGCUUAAGAAAAAUAAUAAUGAAACGGUGCAUUUCUGACUGAAUUGCUAAAUUCAAGCUCUAGGCACCUAGUCUUUAACUACAGGUCUAGACGGUCAUACAGGUAAGUACCGUACUAAAGGUUUUUGCGGGUUCAAUCUUUAGAUAGUUGGCAAUUGUGAUAUCUACCCCUAUAUAAAAAGGCUUUGAAAUAGGCGGAAUUUGAUUUAUGUAUAUUUUAACUUGGCAGGUGCCAUUGUUUUUAUGCCUGAGUUUAAACCCGGAGGUAUUCGGCACACAAUGCAUUCACAAUCUUAGGUAAUUGUUGCCUGGGGUUUAACAGUUUAAGAAAACUAAAAAGAGAACAGAAAUUGUGCGAUAAAUGAUUUAGGGUAUAACAAUAAGCGAAUUAUGUAUGAUGUUCAUGGACCUUUGCAAAGAGAAACAGUAGUAUGUCGAACUCCAGCAAAACCCAUUCAAGGUUUAGAACUUGAGUCACUUCUCUGGAGGGGGCGUAAUGGCGCCCGGUGUGGUGAUAUGGUCCAUUGUGGACUCGUCAUCUCCCAUGGUGGUAUUUUUGCAGGCUUCUUUCUGGUGUGUCCUCACCAUGGUUGCUGCAGGGCUAGCAUGCACAUGGUGAGUCAGCUGUGCCCCCCUGGGUCUCCCCGGUUCCCCCGGUUGUGACUGAGCCCCCCCUGCACCCUCCAAAGGCAUGCUUCUGUGUCUUUUAGGGUGUUCUACCUCGCCGUGGGCACUCAGAGACUGGAGCCGUUCGUCGUUCUCCCCCCCCCGUAGAGUCUGUGGGGUCUCAGUCUCCUGCACCUCCCCGGCCUCAGCUGGGCCUCCCUGGAGCUCUGGCCCCAUCUUGCCUCUCCCGCCGCCGGCCACUUAUAUGACGCCGGUACGUGCUCGCGGAAUUGGGGGCAUAUUCACCCGGACCACCACAAAAUCCGGGAAUCAGGGCCGGCUCCUUGUCGACCUGUCCACUGCCCGGAAGGGCCCAGUCACCCCAGGGGCCGCGGCGUCCCAGCGUGGAUCUCUGCUGCGUGUAUGUGGUUUGCUGGCGGCCAUUUUAGCUCUGUACAGGGAGGCAUCUCAUUCUGGGUGUGCUUCCACCUCCAGCUUUUAAAGUUCCGACUUUUGGGCCGGGAUCACAGCCAAAGAGGCAAAAAGGCUGUGAUUGGCGCUGACCCACUACUUAAUUUGGGAAGGCGUCAGGGCACCCCAGGCACCACAACCACUGUAGAGGUUACAAUCUUGACAUGUUCCUUUAAUACCACUCAUCUCCACACUACUACUAUGAAAAAAAAAAAACUAUGCAUUACUUUGAGUUAUACUACAAAAAAUAAACUAUAUAAACUUCUAUUGUUUCAUGACACCAUAAGGAGUUUUGUGGAUCAGGUAGAACCAGGAUGGGUGCCAAGGUGAAUCAUUGUUUUAUUUGCUUUAUUAUGUCAAAGGCCCUCUGUACUUGUUUGCUGUUCUGGAAACAUUUUCUCUUUUAAGUUAAUGCCAUAAUAAUUUGGAACAGAUAGGAGAAUAUCUUGAAAGUAAAGUUUAUGAAUCUCGCAAACUACAACGGUGCUAGAAUAUUAAAACAAGUAGCAGAAACCCUCAUAAAAGAAUAUGGAUAAAGAAUUUUUGCUAAUCAAAAAGAAAAAGUCAGCAACACUUUUGGAAGUAUAGCAUAUUGCUAUAGUACUAUAAUGCAUAUUUAGAAGAGUCAAUAGCAGUGUUAUCAGAAUAUGGAUAAGGAGAGAUUUGCUCCUCUUAAUGGAAGCCUGCAGAGAAAAAAGUAGAAACUGUUCAAAAAUGACAUUUAAUCCACAUACUCUAUGUAAAUCAUAAGCAUGCUCUAUUAUUCAUUAUAAAAAGGGCAUUGCACUUUUAUUAUAUUAAAAAUGAUACGCAAAUUCUGUGAAAAAUUUAGUGCCCUUUCUUCAAGUUUUAAGAACACUUAUCAUGUAGUCAUUCAGUACAGGCAUCACAGCUAGGAUUUUAAAAUACAAUGCUCUUUCAAAAUUAAUGAACUUCAAUAUUUAUGCUUGAAGGAAAAAAAGAAUGCUAACGUUUUAUUUUUCAUUUAACCAUAUGAGAGCAAUAGAGGUGUGCAGCGUUUUCCAUUGUAGUGUGUGGCACAUUCCUGUGUCAGUCAAAGGGUUAAGUUCUCUUUAAUACUUUAGAAGGUAAGGACUUCUAACAUUGAGCGAUUCUAAAAUGUAUGGAGAAUGGGAUUCAUAUGCUUGUCACUAUUAGUCAUGGCUACAAUUUCUUCCCCAGAAAUGCUUUCUGGAAACUACAUAUAUCAGAAACUGAUUAACAUGACCUGAGGUAUUCAUUUUUAAAAGAUGUUGAGACCAUCACUUCCUAAGAGGUUAUUUUCUGUAUGUCAGCAUCUGCUGUGGAAUAGGAAAUAAUUUAAUAAGAGGCACAUACAUGGUGUUUCUAACAAUAAAAUAAAGUGAACACAAGAAAUAAAACGCAUUACAGUAAGAGUAGUGUAAAAAAAAAUUAGACUCCCACUGUAGGAUGAAAAUUUCAUGGGUUGAGAGCAGACAACUUGCUAGUGAAUGUAGAAACCAAAUAUAAUAGCUAAAUGAGUGUUCUUAAAGAAGAUUUGUCAUAUUGAAUUGAAUAAAACAUUGACGGUGUUAUUCACUGAAUCUAGAUCUGGUAAAAAUUACCGAAUUCUAACUAUACUGGAAAUUCUUAUAUUUACUAAGUCAAAUACACACAGAAUUAAUUUGUCUUGAGUGAAACUGCAGCAGUCGCUAAUAAAAAGCCUAUGGGGGUCAAUAACAUCAUAUGCCCCCAUCUGCUAUGCGGAUAAGAUACUCUUUUAAAUUUGUUUUAAAGAUAUAGCAAAUAUCAUUAUUUUCCUGUUCAGACAAGGCAAAACCAGGGCAAACAUUAAAGCAUUGGUGACAUUUAUCAAAGUGUUGCAUUUUAAAAACUGAUCUAAAGUACUAAAAGUGGGGCAAAUACCAUGCAAACCAAUGGAACCAGCAGCCACAAUCCAUGUAUGUAUCUUCUACAUUUUUGCACCACUUUUUAGAAGAGAACACUUCAGUAAAUGUAUCCCACAUUAUUUUCUUCACUUCUCUGUAUUCGUUCUCGGUACUAGUUUCAAGGUGCAAACGAUAGAGUAGACUUGGAGAUUUGUUUCUGGCCAAAUUGCAAUUCGGCCAAAUUCGUGCUGAAUAUUCCAAUUUCUGAGUUGCCUUAGACUAGAAAUUAGAAGGAACCAACUCACAGAAGUCUGUACAUGCUCCUUUUCAUUUGUGAUUUGCGUUUCAUGCGUGUCAUUGCUAGCAUCAGAAAAAAAGGGUGAUGAACAGGAGAACAGGUUGUUUUUUUGGUGGGUGCAAAUAAGCAAGAGCUCUGCACAAUGAUGUGGGCUGGGUCUCUUCUCCAAUCAGGAGGUAACAAAAAUAAAGAUGAUUGAUGUUUAGGAGACAGAAACUAAAUGAUAAUUGUAUUCACAAAUCAAAUAAUUGCUAACCAAUAUAGGGAAAAAGAAAGGACAGUAAAACAAUCUUUACAUUACAUUAAGCUGUAGUUGUUCUGGUGGCUAUAGUGCCUCUUUAAGUUGAAACAACUUUACAGUAGUAAAUCCACCAACCACCAACUCAUUUGGCAACACUUGACACUACAAAUGUAUGGAAAAGUUUUGUUCUUGUUAGGGUGGAAGUGUUACGUGGGUGGUCAACUGCCCACUGACAUUUUUUGUUUCAUUUUUGGAUAAUUUGAAAUGACUCGUGCUCUCCAUUUUUCAUUAAUACAAAAGGAGGAAGAAUUACAAUCAAUCAUUAAAGAGUAUUAUAAAACUUCUCUCACUUCCUAUUUUUUAAAUCCAGAUGUUUAAUAUUCUGAUUUUGGCAACUCAGAACUGCUAUUGGAUUAAUGCCUGAUAGACUUGGAUGCUGUAGAAAUUUAUGUUUCCCCCAAUUUCAUUCAUACAACAACAAAAUAAAAUUGUUUCUUCUAAACUGAAUUUCGUCCUUGAUGUCAUUAAUUUUUGGAUGAAAUUUGCUAAUUAUUUUUGGAAUUUCCACAAUUUGUGCAGUGACUGCAACUUGCUGUUGUUUAGCAUCUAACUCUUAUGGGAUAUCUAUAUUUAAGGGUACUAAAUUAGGGAACUGUUUAGUACUUAUUUAAGGAUAACUUAUUUGGUAUCCUUAUAGUAAUCCCACCUAAGAAAUAGGGAGUGAUCUACUAAGAAGUUGAAACAUCAAUAUUAGAAAAAUACCUUCCUUUUCCUAAUUUUGGUCGUUCAGUCAACUUAUUAUUUAAAUUUUGGUCGUUCAGUCAACUUUUUAAGAAUAAGGGAGGUUUAAUUCUUCCCUCAUGCCACGGGUAGUGACAUUUCAACUAAACAGUGAGCAAUAGGUGGCUGCUUGCUGUCAUAUUGCUGAUCAGUCACUUAUUCAAUAAAGGAAGGGUCUGACACAGGUCCGUAGUGCCCAUACUGUGCAUACAUAGUGUUUCCUCUGUGGUACGUGGGUGGGAGCUGUUAAAAUUGAAUUAAGGGGGGGGAGGGGGCAUAGUGUUGCCCAAGCUCUACUUGUGGCCAAAGUGUGAGUCUAUUAUAAAAUAUGAACAGAGUAGUGUCCUCACAGCUUCUUUCUUUCAGAGGUGAGUGGGGACUGUAAAUAAUAAACCUGGAGUGGACCUAUUGUACUCCCAGACCCACACUUAUUGGCGGUGGGUGAGGGCCUCUUUCUCCAACAUAAGCUGCCCCAUCUCCCUAAUAAUCGCAAGGAGCCCUAUAAUCUAAAUUCCUGAGUGAAGAACAGGUAUAUGCAGUAUGACUUAAUUAAUUCAUUACAGAGCCCACAGAUGUGUAUAAGUGCAAUACAGGUAAUGUCAGGUACAUGUAAAUGUUUUAUAGAUCACUACCGUACAAUAUGUUGUGUGUUACUAUAUUAGAACUGCCCUCUAUAGCCAAAAAAAAAUUAGUAACAGUGUGCUUAAAAUAUGUUGACAUAGUAAGAAUAAAUGUUCUAUAGUAGGAGUGAAUGAUAGGACUGGAGAUCCAAGGAAAUCCAAGCAUCUCUAUAAUGAAGCAAGCAGUGUCUUGUGCCAGUGUACUCCCCAAAAAGUUUUACCAGGUCCUGCAGUCAAAUGUAAUUUACAAACAGCAAUGUGGCACAAUUCAAGAAAUAUGCGCUUAGUGACAAGGUGAUAAAUGUGUCAUUGCGAAGGCUAAUAAGUGUAAGGGCAGGCCUGCCAGCACAAUACAGGGACAUCUUGCAGAACACUGAGGAUGCAUUCACACAGCUCGAGUAUAUUGAACUACAUUAUAACAAUGUCUACAUAAUAGUGCAGUACAUUCUUACCUGUACAUCACUAGAGCAGCAAUCAUUGGCUGAGGGUAAUCAGCUGAUGCUCUCACCAAUGAAUGAGCAGCAGGAUUUGCAUCCACCUUCUACAGCUCUUCAGAAGUAGGAUAUCAUAAAUCUACCUAUAAAAGAGACCUGGCACCCAGCAGCGACCCAGACAAGAAAGCAAACCGUAGCAAAAUGUUUUUCUUCAAUUCUGGGAAACAGAUACUCCUGGCAUCAUAACAACUACAGUGGGCAAACGUGGUUAUAAUGAUUGAAAUUAACCCUUUAAGUUUCAUCUAAUGAAGCAGUUCUUAGUAGCAAGAAACCAUGUUUAGAAUACUUUGAAGAAAUAGUCCAUGAUUUUAAAGGUACACUAUAGUCACCAAAACAACCUUAGCUUAAUCAAGAAGUUUGGGUGUAUAAGUCAUGCCCCUGGAGUCUCACUGCUCCAUUAUCUGUCAUUUAGGAGUUAAAUCAUUAUCUGCCAUUUAGGAGUUAAAUCACUUUGUUUAUGCAUCCCUAGUCACAACUCCCUACAAUACUUCCUGUAAAGAGUAAUCUUAUGUUUACACUUCCUUUAUUGCAAAUUCUGUUUAAUGUAGAAUUUCUCAUCUUCUGUACUAUUAAUAGCUUGCUAGACCUUGCAGGAGCCACUUGUAUCUGAUUAAAUUUACAUUUACAGAGCAGGAGAUACAAAUGUAUGUGAUGUAUACACAAAGAAACUUCUUCAUUAAGCUAAAGUUUUGGUGACUGUAGUGUAAUAUUUGUGGUAAUUUUCGAGCUGAGAAUUUUGGUGGUAAGAUUUCUUGCUGGUGUUUUUUUUUCUCAAUCCUCAGAUUCACUCAGGAUGCAACUGGUCAACAAGUUACAAUCACCUGAGCGGUAGGAUAGGGUCAUGGGAGGGCUGGCUAGGGGGCCCAAGAAAGGGACCAGUCCUUCUAGGUCUAAUAGAAUUUUACAAAUGUUUCAAAUGUGUGCUGAUGAUCUUUCUUCACCUGAAUAUGUUUAGCUAUCACAUUAUAAUGACUAUGCUCUGAUUCUAUAUUUUGGAUCCAGAAGUCAGCUUUGGUUGCAAUGUAAUAAACUUUCAGAAACUAUAAAUUACAUGAAAUGAGGUUCUAAAACUUUACUAGUAAGCCCUCGUUUUUAGCAUUCUUUAUAGUUAUGACGUUGCCAAUAUAAAUGAGUAAGGUCCAAAUGGAUUUUCAAUGGAGGAUCCAAUGAUUUUUUUUGUUGUUGCUAAUAAAUACAUUUAUCAACAUACUUUCGAUAGAGAAUGUUUUGUUGCACUGUCAAGCUAGAAGUAUGUGAUUUGAUUAAAAAUACUUUUGGUGACUAAUUUGUGAACAACGCUCUUCAAGUUUUCAUGGGUUCUUUCUAUGAAGUGUAGAUCUGGUUUAUAGGAAAUCUGAUACUAUUAAGGCUAAAAUAGUCACUGCCACUAAGUUUUUGUUCUGUUCAACAGAUGCUUCUGUUUUAGGCUCAAUACAAGGUAGUCUCAGAAUAUAUUUUCAUAAUAUAUGCAAAACUGAUAACAAACAUAUUCAUAGUUGUGUCUGAUUAUACUAAUUUCUUAUUAGUUUGAGGUAAUUGCUAAACCUCAAAAAUAAUUAAACGUUUGAAUCUGGUAAAUGACUGAGAGAUAAUUGCUAAACAAAACAUUUUUUGUUUUUUAAAUAAUAAUAAAAAAAAAGUUAUAUGCUGCCCAAAAAAUUUUAAAUAUUUUUUACGGGGAUCCUGUAAUUUUGUUAAUUGAUUCCUUGUGUCUUGUUGUAAAUAAGGAUCUUGAAAGCACAAAUGAAUUCUAAGUUUUCAAACUACUACUAAGUGAAAAGACACGUAAGGCCAUUUUCCAAGUUUGAGAUAUAAAGCAUGAUAAAAAUUGAGAGACUGUCACAAAUAAUGCUGGAACCUAUGACAGAAAUGCUUUUGAAUUUUCUUUGAUGUGUGUGGCUCUCCUCUUUAAUACUUUUCCAGAUGGAUGGAUGUGGAUGUAGCUCUCAGCUUGCAUUAAUUACUGAAUAGUGCUUUCCUGUUUAUGUCCUUUUUUUUUCUUUCUUUUUUUUUUUUUAUAGCUGCUACCCACUGAAAAGAAAAUCAAGUCUGGAAUGACUCUACUGGUAGAACUUUUUCUACUUCAUGGAAAAGAUAUUUACAUUGAUAGAGCAGUUGGAUGGGGUGUCUUUCCAUUGUGUGACAACAACUUUAACCUGAUAGAAGGAAAAUUUAGAUGUCCAUUUUUAAGAGGACACUAUGAUUCAAGAAUUGAUCGUUUCAAUAAAAUUGAAGAGCUUAUUAUGACUGAUAUUGAUCACUGGCUAUGCAACUUGUAUUUCGAGGUAUGUAUGUUUUCUAAUAAGGUUUUUUAUUUCUUUUGUGACAAUUUUGAAGGGCUAUUUUAUAAACACAGGGUUUCCCUUUACUAACGUGAGGUUCUGCUGCAGGACCCAAGCAUAUGGUAAACUAUAGCAAAGUGACUGAUUUAAAAAAAAAAAAAAAUGGAACAAGAGUCUAACAUUAAAGGUACUCACACUUAAAACUGUGAAGGUGUUUUUUCUGCAUUACUUGUUUAGCUGCAGAGGAGGCAGAAUGCUGAUGACAUCCUCAAUACUAGUGCCCCAAAACGUUGUCACAGUCAUUUUGAGGAUAGCACCCAUAAACUCACAACACUAUAACCACAGCCAUGAACUGCAUUGGUUAAAGUGCUUUUAGAAAGUCAAUAGUAGAGCAGUUUGUCUCAGGGUGUUAAAUAUCUAAAUCUCUAUUUCCAUGUUUCUGUGUUUUUACGUAAGGUAGCAGAGCAAUUACUUUUUUCUUGGUUGGAAGAACUGUACAAGUUAGAGUGGGUGGGUUUUAAGUAGCAGAACAAAGAGACUAUAAUAUAUUUUAGAUGUAAUGCUAUUAUAUUUAAAGAAAAUUUAAAAAUCAUGAAAUGUGAAUUUAUUACUUUAAACAAUUGCAAAAACAUGUGUCUAAUAAUUGCAGCUCCUUAAAUGUACAGUUACCUAAUAAAAAAAAAAAAAUCACUGUUUACUAGUGGAUAUACUCCCAAUAAAACAUACAUGCAUUCAAUAAUUUAUUUUUUAUUCUAGGUAUAUCUAAACACAGCUUGCAAAAUGUGCAGAUCUCCUGCCUGAUGUUACCAGCCCCUGCCCCCUUCUUCACCAGCCCUGACGUUCUGUGGCUGUCCAAUCACAGAUUUCUCAAGGCAUCUCAUUGAGGAGUCGUUGCAAGGCUGCCUCUUGAGUUUAUCUUCAAUAAGCUAAACAACCAGAAAGUAACAGGACUGGUUGUCUGCUUGAAAGAUAGGGGUUGCAAACAGGUUAAUUGAUUAAAAUUAAAAUUUCUAUUUAAAUCUCCAAUAUUUGUUAAAUGAAAAAAAGAGCACACACACUUAAAAUGGCGGAUCCCACAUGACCCGUGCCUGACUACACUGGAGCAAAGUCUGGAGUGCUGUACAAGCUGGACAAACUCCUUGCCAAUUUCUGGAGGAAAAUGUCCCUCUGGAAUCUGGUGCCUACCAUUCAAAGCUCACUUAAGCAUUCAUCCAGGCAGACUCGGAUCUGGCUAGGUUCUGGGAGAGCAUGCAAAUGGAGGAGAAGGCCACGUUGGCGGUUCACGAGGAGCAAGGUGUGCAGGCCUGCAUCUAAGCUGAGCACUGACAGAGCCAACAGACGGAGCCUCCAGCGGGAUUCAGCAGGCAGAGGAUAGCAGAGUAUGCUGAGGGAGUUACCGUACAACUUGGGUUCACCUACAAUGUCUGUGCUGCUAAGCCAAACAACUCACCCCAUUAUCUGGGACUGCACCCGGCCCUCAUUGGGCAUAGGCUGAAUAAUCAGAAGGUGGCUUUGCUCAUCCUUCUAUUACACACAGCCGGGAGAGAUCAAUGUGGAGUUGACAUGUCUUUACUCCUUAGUUUACUCUCCUGCUAUUGCCUGUCCCUAUCUCCUACAUUUAAAAGUGUUAAUUUAAUAAUGACCAUGCAUUAUAUGUCUCAUAUAAUUUGGACACUUCAGGGGUGGCACAUUAUUCCAGCAUAUUAACCUUGCGUUAAACUAGCAUGCUAGUAAAAGAUUUCUUAAAAAUGUGCUAAUCAUUUUAUAAUUAAUAAAUUAUAACUAAUCAUUUAUGUAUUCCUUUGUACAAGUUUUCAUUGCAAAUGUUUCUGUGUAUAACAUGCAUUUUUCUGUUCAGCUCAAGAACGACAAAAAAAAAAAAAAAAAAGGACACACACUCUUCAAACAUAUAUCAUUUUACCAAGCUAUGGUGCUUUAGGGCUGUAGUGUCUCUUUAAGGACUUUACAAGAUUCCAUAUAUUCAUGACAUACACAAUAUGGACAAAAUUAUUGGAACACGCCUUAUUGAAGUUAAGUGUUUCAAUCAGACCCUGUUAGAUAAUCUUUUGGUAACUGUAAGUGGUAUUAUUGGAAAGUGGAAGCAUUUGGGAAAAGCAGCAACUAAGACAUGAAGUGGAAGGGGAGUGCUGAGACGCAUGGUACGCAAAAGUCACCAAUGCUGAAGAGUUUAAAAAUUACACUGGCAUUAAUAUGAGCACAAAAACUGGAAUGGGUUUUCAUGGCCGAGUUGCUGCAUGCAAGCCUCCUCACCAAGUAUAAUGCCAAGCAUCAGAUUGAUUGGUGUUAAGCAUGUCACCACUAGAGCAGUAAAAACAUGUUCUGUGGGGUGAUGAAUUGAGCUUCUCUGUUUGGCAGUCUGAUGGGUUUUGGUUACCUGCCUGACUGUAUUUUGCCAAUUGUAAAGUUUGGUGGUGAAGAGAUAAUGGUAUGAGCUGUUUUUCAGGGGUUGGACUAAACCCCUUACUUCCAGUGAAGAAAAAUCUUAAUGCUUCAGCAUACCAAGACAUUUUGGACAAUGCUAUGCUUCCACCCUUGUGGAAACAGUUUGAGGAAAGAUCUUUUCUAUUCCUCUAUGACUGUACCCGAAUGCACAAAGCAAGGUCCAUAAAGACAUGGUUGAAUAAGUUUGGUUUGGAAGAACUGGACUGGCCAGCACAGAGCCCUGACCUCAACUCCAUCAAACACUUAUGAACUGAAACUGAGUUUGAGAGCCAAGUCUUUUUAUCCAACAUCUGCGCUUGACCUCGCAAAUGCUCUACUGGUUCAAUGGGCAAAAAUUCCCACAGAAACACUGGAAAGGAUUCCAAGAAGAGUGGAAGCUACUUUGAGCUAUUUUUAUUUAGUUCCACUUGUGUAGAUAUUACUGAAACCAUUAAAUUAUGAUGGAAUGAACACAUAGCAAAACUGCCAAAAAUAUUUUGGUUAAUAGUGCACAGUAUGUCAUAAAAUAUUUGGUCCUCAAAAAGCAAGCUUGUCUUUUAUUAUUUAAUAUAACUUAAGUCAUUUAUUAAGAUAGUUGAAUGCAUUUACAAUAUCCGAAAAUGUAUUUAAGUUCAUGCAUUCACUUUACAUAUGUUGUUCAUUGUAACUACAAUUGUACACUAUUUUUUUGCAGGUAAUAAAAUUGCCACAGUAUCUUAGUGAGCAGAAUGACUACGAAAUAUUUGUUCAGCUGCCCCAAGAGUUCCUCACUUAUACAAGCCAUGAUGAGAACAAUUCUGUAUUUGAAGAAGGUGCAAGGAAAUCUAUAAUACAAAGAGAAACAGCUAAACAGUCACAUCACCAAAUAACAAAUUCAAGUUUACAUUUCAACUAUGUACAAG